AUGGCAAGCAAGAAGGAGAAGAAGUUAGCGGAGGACCAGCUCGUCCUGAAACGGGUACUGGCUCUUCGAGAUGUGGUGGAAAGGUUCGUCAGCGAUUAUGACCAGCAACGCGAUUCUUCCGAAGUCUCAGUACGACUGGAUACAUUGGACAGGAUAAACAAGGAGUUCAACAAUAUUCAAUCGGAGAUAGAGAAACUGGAUGCAGCGGAGAACUUCGAGCGACACAUCACGAUACGCACCGAUUUUGAGAACCGCUUCUGCAGCAACGAUGAAAUUCCGACAGUUAACAAGCUUCAAUACCUGCUGCAGUCGUUAGAAGGAGAUGCCAAAAAGCCGUUUGAGAGUGUCGAUAUUCAAGCGGACAACUAUGCGUCGACCUGGGAUGCCCUGAUGAAAAGGUACGACGAUAAACGAUUCCUCAGGAAAGAGUUGUUUAGAGGAUUGUUCGAUCUACCAUUGAUGAAGCGUGAGUCGGCACACGAGCUGAAUACUCUUGUUGACGACUUUCAACGGCACGUCAAGGUUUUGGGCAAACUCGGUGAGCCUAUAAAGCACUGGGACACUCCACUCACCUUCAUCCUUUGUAACAAGCUCGAUGUAUCCACGCUGCGUUCCUGGGAGCAUGAAACUCGUCAGAAGGAAGAGGUCAAAUAUGAUGAGUUAGUAGAGUUCCUCAUACAGCACGUACGAAUGCUCAAGUCAGUUUCCAGUGAUCUACAGCAUCGUUCCCAAGGGGCUACCAUCAAGGUGGCUGGUACAAUUCCCAAAAAAUUGACUCUACAAUGCCAUGCCUGCUCACAGAAGCACCAACUCUAUCAAUGUCCACCGUUUGCCAAUCUUAGUGUCAAGCAACGUCGAGAAUUGAUCUCCCAGCGAAGCUUGUGUUGGAACUGCUUCCGCCCAAAUCACCAAGCAAAGAUCUGCAAAUCUAAGUUCUCGUGCAGAACGUGUCACGCUAGGCACCACACGUUGUUGCAUGACCAAGCUGCUCCAAAGAUCACACCAAAUCCUGCCACCAAAUCAACUCCUGCUAACUCGUCGAAUUCUGCUCCGCAACAACAAACUCCAUCCACGUCGGGGAACGUGGGGACCGCUGGAUCAUCUAAUCCACCCGAAGUGAACCUCUUCGUUCAAUCUCGCCAUAGUACGGUCCUACUGGAAACGGUUGUUCUAACCAUCGUCGACAAACACGGCAAGGAACUUCGUGUUAGAGCCCUACUCGAUUCAGCAGCGAUGUCCAACUUCAUCACGAAGAAACUGGCAAACACACUUGCCACCCGUCAAGCUUCCGUGGACAUUGCUGUUGCUGGAAUCGGAGAAUCCGUCAAGCAAAUCAAACGGCAAAUCACUGCCACGAUCAAGUCACGGACAAGCUCCUAUUCCACCACACUCGAAUUUCUCAUAAUGAAGAAGCCAACCGCUAAUCUGCCAACAAUUGCCAUCAAUACCGCUAUGUGGAACAUGCCAAACGUUCCACUAGCCGAUCCGCAUUUCAACAUUCCGGGCAUGGUCGACAUCAUUAUCGGUGGAGAAUGCUAUCAUGAAAUCCACACCGGUAACCGUUUGUCAAUCGGUGACGGUCUACCACUACUGUCUGUUACCUAUCAACCGUCGAUCGAUCUCUCGAAACAGCAAUUCAACGUUUCUGGGAGCUAG
This is a messenger RNA of Ochlerotatus camptorhynchus, 1656 nucleotides long. RefSeq lists its product as uncharacterized. The transcript is spliced from 3 exons. Bases 1 to 1656 code for a protein of 551 amino acids. NCBI's taxonomy places the organism in Eukaryota, Metazoa, Arthropoda, Insecta, Diptera, Culicidae. The record is from RefSeq and is a predicted model, not a curated record.